ACAUCAAAGUAGUCCUUCGGUCAUUCCAGAACUCUUCGCCAUCAGGCACGUGUACCGGUAAGCGAUCCGUCGCCGCCCCAUCCACUUCAAUGAUGCAUUUCCGAAAUUUCGGAACCGUUCCGAAGUUGCCAAGCGUUUCCGACCUCGUCGGCAGAAGAAUCCAAGCUGCGUCACUGCAAACACAAUCCGUAACCACCGCGCAGCCCCUCUCCAAUCUACCCGACUAGCCAUGUCAGGGGGUUGGAAUACAAUAGAAAGCGAUGCUGGUGUCUUCACCUACCUCAUCGAGAAGCUCGGCGUCAAGGACGUCCAGUUCGACGAGCUCAUAACUCUGGAACCGGACGAGCUUCGGCGCCUCGGAGAUAUCUAUGGUGUUAUCUUCCUCUUCAAAUACCCCACGGGCGAGCGUCCGUCCGAGACGCCUAGGGAUGGGACCUUUGAUUAUGAGGCGGCAAACGACAUCUUCUUCGCCGCCCAGACGAUACAAAACGCAUGUGGGACGCAGGCUCUGCUUUCGGUGCUACUGAACAAGGACGGCGAGGUGGAUAUCGGGAACGAGUUGCGAGACUUCAAGGCAUUCUCUGCCGAGUUCCCACCAGAUCUACGCGGGGAGACGUUGUCGAACUCGGACCUCAUCCGAGAGGUGCACAAUUCGUUUGCCAGAUCCUCGCCAUUUAUAGACGAGACUCAGCGGGCGGCGACAGAAGACGAUGACGUCUAUCACUUCAUCGCCUAUACUUCUAUAAACGGCAAGCUCUACGAGCUCGACGGCCUCCAGCCUGCUCCCAUAUCGCAUGGCGAUUGCACGGUGCCCGAUUUCCCUGAUAAGGUCAUUCCGGUCCUGCAACGCCGCAUCGCCCGAUACCCUCCCAGCGAGAUCCGGUUCAAUCUCCUCGCUUGCGUCCGCGACCUCCGGAUACGCGCCAGAGAGAUAGGUGAUCAGGAAGCACUGGAGGCCGAAGAGCGUAAACGGACCGAGUGGCUGUGGGAGAAUGCCCUACGGAGACACAACUUUGUCGGUUUUGUGGGUGAGCUGUUGAAAGUUGUAGUCAAGGACAAGCUGGCGCAGGGAGAGGACGCAUACAACAAGUGGGUGGAGGAGUCGAAUGCGAAGACGAGAAAGAGAGCAGAAGCCCGGAGGCAUCAGGCCGGCGCGGAUGAUGGCUGAAACCCCAUGUAAAUGGUGAAUACCGGAUUUCCAAUUUUUUUUCGAGCGAAGUGUCGGCGCAAGCUCCUCUCCUACUGCGAAUAUCCGUUCUGGAUAUUGGUGAUGGACCGGCCGUGUAACAGGACGGACAAGCUUGCAGGAAAAGAACCAGUGCGAUAAAGCUAGCUUGCGCUUGCUGUCAUCUGCACCCCAAUUGUCCACCUCUUCGAGAAGUAAUAUGCGUUUUUCUUGGCAACCACAUAAAGAGUAUAUUGCGCUAUUUACGUAGAUUCAAGCCCCGACCCGAAA
Molecule: messenger RNA, 1456 nt
Organism: Westerdykella ornata
Lineage: Eukaryota; Fungi; Ascomycota; Dothideomycetes; Pleosporales; Sporormiaceae
Product: ubiquitin carboxyl-terminal hydrolase 2
Exons: 4
Coding region: 230-1168 (312 amino acids)
Biological process (GO): protein deubiquitination; ubiquitin-dependent protein catabolic process
Cellular component (GO): cytoplasm
Molecular function (GO): cysteine-type deubiquitinase activity
Source: RefSeq, a predicted model, not a curated record